CUUCAGCCAACCAGUUCCCUCCAUUUCCACAGGGCAGCUUCCAGCAGCAACAGGUGCUUCACACACCUGAUCAGCAGCAGAUCAACAGCAGCAACAGCAGGACAAAGGAAUUAGCUGAAUUAGCCGCUUUUCUUAAGGUUUAGAGGAGGAAUUUGGCUGGAGGGCAGCUGAAUAAUUUUAAUUUAUUUUAAUUUGAUCCUUUAAACAAGUGGAUUAUUGCGUUUUUUUCUCCUCAGCGUGGUUAAAGAUUGUUUGGUUCAGCCCAAACUCUCUCAAAUCCUUUUUAACCUCAGAAGGACAGAAUAACUUUUAGUUUUUUAGAAGUUUAAAGCAGUAAAAUGGCUAAUAAAGGGCUGCAGAUGUUGGGUUAUAUCCUCGCCGUCCUGGGUCUGAUCGGGAUCCUGGCGGGGACGAUCUUGCCCCAGUGGAAGAUGUCUGCCUAUGUGGGGGAUAACAUCAUCACGGCGGUGGCGAUGUACGAAGGCCUGUGGAUGUCCUGCGCCUUCCAGAGCACGGGGCAGAUGCAGUGCAAAAUCUACGACUCCAUGCUGCAGCUGAACAGGUCUCUCCAGGCCACACGGGCGCUGAUGGUUGUGUCUAUCCUCAUGACUGUGAUUGGACUGGGCGUGGCCUCCAUGGGCAUGAAGUGCACAAACUGUGGGGGUGAUGACAAAGUGAAGAAGUCCCGCAUCGCCAUGACUGGAGGAAUCAUUCUGCUUAUUGGAGCUCUGUGUGCCAUCGCUGCCUGCUCGUAUUUCUCCUAUCAGAUCAUUCAGGACUUCUACAACCCCUUCACCCCGGUCAACACAAAGUACGAGUUUGGGUCUGCCAUUUUCAUCGCCUGGGCCGGCACCUUCCUGGACGUCAUGGGCGGAGCUUUGCUGGCAGCGUCUUGCUCAAAGAACAGGAACACCGGCCCCAGAUACCACACCAAGUCCCGGCCGCCCAGCAGCUCCAAGGAGUACGUUUGAGCGCCACCUGGUGGGCAGGGUUGAGAAGAUCGUGACCUGCAGGGCGGAAGGGUGGAGGAUGUUCUGUUCUGCUGGUCUGAAACCAGUUUUAUAGUUGGCUUCACAGUGAUCCUGGUCUCAGAUCAGCUGUGUUCAGAACUUUUACCCAAAAACAGGCUGUUACCGGCCUGUCCCUGAUCCAGCUGUUUUUAAAACUAUUUUUAUUUACUUCCAUUGAUGUAAAAGUGCCUUUUACCCUGUUUUAUUGUUUUUUAUUUUUUACAGUUUCAAUAUAUGCUCGCUGUAACUAACACACAUAGAAUCAAGAAGGAGAAGCCAAAAUAAGAGCUUGAGAUUGAUUGAUUGAUUGAUUAAUUAAUCUGUAAAGUGUAAUAGAGCAGAGGAAGAGCCUGUCAUGCUCAGGGAAAACUGUGUAUAUCACUUUGAACUCAUUUUCCUAUUUAAAGCCAAAGUAAAGGCAAACAUGCCUCUCCAAACAUCUGUGUACUCUGAGUAUCUUGGAAGGCCAGACUUGAAGACUGAAAGCAAAGGUGGGGAUUGGGUAUUAGCAUAGAGUUUAUAUUCAGGUCAGCAUACACAGCACAGAAAAUUAUUUUAAAUGGAAAUUAUUAGAUAUCUAUAAAAUGAUUACUGUACUAUUAAUUAGUUAUAUAUUAAAAUGGUUCCAUAGAUUACCUGCAAAGGGAUUUUUGCUGUUGCUGCUGUACCACUGCGGUCAAAAAAACCUUGUUCUAUACUGUACAGACCCAUUUAAACCAUAUUUGAACUAUUUUUAUUAUAUUAAUCUCUAUUAAGUGCACGUUUUUUAGGUUUAAAGGGUUUUACUUUUCUGUAAAGAUUUUAGCUAUCCAUGAGGCCUUUACACUGUAAAACUUUUAUAAGGUAAUUUGUUUUUUCUUUGUAAAGGCUUUUUCCAAAAUUGUAUUAGGAAACCAAAAAGAACAAAAAAACCUUUGUCUUCCACUGCAUUGAUUGCAAUUAUUUCACCUCAAAGUGCUGUAAUUUAAAUAAAACCUAAGACUAGACUUAAAUCAUACAUUUAAUCAUGCGACUAUAAUUAUAAGACAAUUUUUUUUAUAUAUUUAAAAUGCUUUCUCUUGUUACUGUAGCUCUCAGAGACAUGCAACUUUUUUAUUUCCCUCAAUAAAUGAUAAAGUUGUCCUUUGUCUAAGCUUAAACUCUCCCCACCUUCCAGAACAAAAAUAUGCUUUUCAGUGGUUUCAGGCCGUGCCCUCUUCAGGCCUCUUUUUAAUCUCAGUGACUCAGUUUUGUGGAAGCUGUGCCCUUUUCCUCACCUGUUCUAAACCUGACAGCCUCCUUUUCUUUAAUAUUUGUUUUAACUCUGAUAGCGCUUUAUCAUCAUAGAGCUGUAACAAAACCUCUUAUAUACCUCCUCUCUUAAACCCACUCAUCUGUCUGGAGAAAUAGCUGUAGAUGUUUUUUUUGUUUUUUUCUCCUGCUGGUCCCAAUCAUUUUUCCUUAGCCAUAUCGGAUGAGAAGCUUCUUACUUUCUUUUUAAAAUGUUAUU
Molecule: messenger RNA, 2499 nt
Organism: Astyanax mexicanus (Mexican tetra)
Lineage: Eukaryota; Metazoa; Chordata; Actinopteri; Characiformes; Acestrorhamphidae
Gene: cldn7b
Product: claudin 7b
Exons: 4
Coding region: 339-971 (210 amino acids)
Biological process (GO): cell adhesion; bicellular tight junction assembly
Cellular component (GO): bicellular tight junction; plasma membrane
Molecular function (GO): structural molecule activity
Source: RefSeq, a predicted model, not a curated record